This is a messenger RNA of Neurospora crassa OR74A, 1462 nucleotides long. RefSeq lists its product as hypothetical. Gene Ontology annotation, cellular component: nucleus. The transcript has a single exon. Bases 119 to 1318 code for a protein of 399 amino acids. NCBI's taxonomy places the organism in Eukaryota, Fungi, Ascomycota, Sordariomycetes, Sordariales, Sordariaceae. Gene Ontology annotation, biological process: regulation of cell cycle. The record is from RefSeq and is a predicted model, not a curated record.
UUCGCGAAUAGCAUCAUCAACCGUCAGCGACGGGAUAUUGACGACGACGACGGCAACAACAAAGGCGCAAAACCGGUCGCACAAUCCCAGCCGACCCUCAUUCAACUUGAUACUACGAAUGCAGAAGAUAGUGACAAUGUCCUCCACCACCACCACCACCACCACCAACCCCACGGGCCUCGACGCCCUCAACAACCUAAUCACCUCCACCCUCGACCUCAUCACCCGCCUCGAAACCGUCGUCGCCAACAUCACCGCCGAAAACCAGCGCACUUCUGCCCCCUCUUCCACAGAAGCGCCCGCCAACCCCCACCCCGAAAUCAACCCCCUCUCCCUCGCCUCCGACUCCGCCACCCUCCUCCGCGCGCACGCCACCAAGCUCUCGCUCCUCAUCAUCAACGAGCCCUUCACGCCCUCAGCAAUCAUCUCCAUCCUCCGCCAAUUGACCUCCGGCCCGCUUCCGGGGCUCGCCAGCGCCGCGCAAAUCUGUGUUGCUUCGCAAUGGACAAAGACAAUCAGCCAGGAUCUGGGGUACCGGAUUUCGAGGGUGUUGAGGGAGACGAGGGCGUUGGUGGGGAAGAUACCAGGAGAUGGGAAGGCGUUGAAGGACGGGCCGGCCAAGGGUGGGAGGGGAAGCAUUGCCAAUACGGGAACGCUGUGGGCGGCGUGUGAUGAGCUGGUUGCGUUUGCGAAGAGGGGGUUUGGGGGAAACUUGGUAAAGAAGACGGAGGAGUUGAGGGAUACGGUCAAGGAUGUGAUGGAGGAGUUGAAGGAGUGGGGGGAGGAGACGGGGAGUGAUGAUGAGGAUGAAGAGGAGGACGACGACGAAGACGAAGAAGAAGAAGACGAAGGGGUGAAGGAGGUUACACAGUCACUGGAGGCGACAAAGAUUGCGGAUACACAAGCUAUGCUUGACGAUCUGAUGAACUCGUCGAGUUACAUCCCGCGCGACGACCCGGACAAGAUCCGCGAGCGGCUGGACAGCUGUUUGCGCCGGUUGAGGCUGGUGACGCUGUUGUACCAGGCCGUUGGGAAGCGCAGGCUCAAGAGCCUACCGCAGACUGCGCCGGUGGAGGGUUCGGAUCUCCCGACGCGGUUGGACGAGAUCAUGGUUCUGCUCAAGAAGAUCCCCGAGAGGUUCGGUAGUCUGGCUUUGGCGUUUUACGAGUUGGAUCCUGUGGAGAUCGACAAGUUGAUGGAUCAGUGCUUCUUCGACUGCUUUGCUGUGGCUGAGCUGCUGAUUAAGCCAUGGGAUGGCGAGAAGGACGAGUUCUCGGAUUGGGUAGUCAAGUUCCAGGCGGAGGUCAAGAAGGCUUGAAGCUUUGAGGGAGGUUCCGUUUGAGAGGCAGAGGGAGCGUAUAUUUCUCGUACCACGGAGUAUCAUUAUAUACCCAAUAUCCAUUGCCAGUGAAUGGCAGCCAAAGAAAUACCAAAAAGGUCCCGUCUCCGGCUUCAUAUCCUG